Gadus macrocephalus (Pacific cod) is the source of this 4147-nucleotide messenger RNA. It is a transcript of the gene tanc2b, whose product is annotated as tetratricopeptide repeat, ankyrin repeat and coiled-coil containing 2b. Gene Ontology annotation, molecular function: protein binding. NCBI's taxonomy places the organism in Eukaryota, Metazoa, Chordata, Actinopteri, Gadiformes, Gadidae. The coding region runs from base 672 to 4058 and encodes 1128 amino acids. Gene Ontology annotation, cellular component: dendritic spine. The record is from RefSeq and is a predicted model, not a curated record. The transcript has 14 exons. Gene Ontology annotation, biological process: regulation of dendritic spine morphogenesis.
AGUUUGCACUGGAAGGCGUCAUAUUGCGACGCUUCGUGGCAGUGGGGCACACUUGCGCUGACUCCAUUCAGUGACUUCAUGUUGUUAAAUAUUCCCUCUCUACUUCAGUGCAUGUUUACGCUCUGGGAGAAGUAGCACAGUCCCCCAUCGACACUGGUGGUGUCGUUAUGGCAGCACUGGUCUGGUUUGCAAUCGGACUUCGACCGAGAAUUGCGUUCGUCUGGAGCAUUUUGCAGCGGUGUGUGUUUUUGUGAACGGGGCUAAGCAUACAGGGACAUGGAAGUGUUAUCGGGCUGUUUAGUUGAACGAACCACACGGAGCGCUGCAGAGGGAGAGAGAGAGGUCGAGAGAGAGUGACAGAGUGAGUGUGUGUGUGUGAGAGAGAGAGAUAGAGAGAGAGAGAGGGGAGAGCGAGAGAACGGGGGAACUAGCAAGCAGCAGCAGCAGCAGCUGCUACGAAGAGACACCAAAUGUGAUGCCUGAGGUCUGAGGAGCGGAGAUAAAGUCUGACUAAGAAAAAAGGAGGAGCUGCCAACGGUGGAGAGGGAUCUGGACUAUGGUUCUGCCCAGUGGAAUGUAGCACCUCGCUGCCCUCAAAGCACGAUUCAGAGAGCUGCUGACCGGCACCUCAUGGUUUCUCUAUAGGGUGGUCUGGGGAGUCUGCUGCUACCAUGUUCAGGAACAGCUUGAAGAUGCUGCUGACGGGGGGCAAGGCCAACCGCAAGAGCCGUGGCAGUGAUGGUGGGACCGAGGACCUGGGAGACCCCCGCUCGCCUCUAGACCACCCGCUGAGCCACGCCGGCCAAGGUGGCAGUAUAGACAGUGACUGUGCCUUCGACGGAGACUACGGUGUGCCCCCCCUGUCCAUGACCGAGGGCAUGCAGCACAUCCGCAUCAUGGAGGGCGUGUCGCGCUCGCUGCCCUCCUCCCCCCUGCUGGCCCACCAGGCCGUCAACGUCCGCCUGCAGCCCGUGAAGAAGAUCACAGCCCCUCUGCGGAAAGCAAAGUUUGUGGAGAGCCCUCGAAUUCCUCAGUCAGAGCUUGGCUCCCCUACACACACCUCUACUACUGCCAAGAACCCUGAUCUGGACGCAUAUCGCCCUGGGGAGUCAGGUCCAGAACUGGGGCCCCCUCCAUCGGUGGAUGAGGCAGCCAACACAUUGAUGACGCGCCUGGGCUUCCUACUGGAGACAAAGGCAGCGAGGGCCCAGCUGGUACCCAGUACAGCAUGGACGAGCCUGAGGACAGACAGUCCCUUGGUGUCUGCGGUAGAGACCACCCAGAUCAAAAGAUACCUCGUUCAGGUGCCCUUCAGCACCUCUGGAGUUCACACUUCAUCAUCAGGGAUCAACUGCCACUCCACCUCUGAUCUCAGGCCCCUGCAGGUGCAGUUCCUCGUGGACCACGGGGCCAUGAUAGAGCACGUGGACUACAGCGGCAUGCGGCCCCUCGACCGCGCCGUGGGCUGCAGGAACACCUCGGUGGUGGUGGCCCUGCUCAAGAAAGGAGCCAAGAUAGGAUGUCAGACGCUGCCCAACCGGCCUCGAGGUCCGGCCACGUGGGCCAUGGCCACCUCCAAGCCCGACAUCAUGAUCAUCCUGCUCAGCAAGCUGGUGGAGGAGGGAGACGCCUUCUACAAGAAGGGGAAGGUGAAGGAGGCGGCUCAGCGCUACCAGUACGCCCUCAAGAAGUUCCCCCGGGAAGGCUUCAGCGAGGACCUCAAGGCCUUCAGGGAACUCAAAGUGUCUCUCUUCCUCAACCUGUCCCGAUGUCGCCGGAAAAUGAACGACUUUGGGAUGGCGGAGGAAUUUGCGACCAAGGCGCUGGAGCUGAAGCCCAAGUCGUACGAGGCAUACUACGCCCGGGCCCGCGCCAAGCGGAGCAGCAGACAGUUCCCUGAAGCUCUCGACGACCUCAACGAAGCCAUGAGGCACUGCCCCAACAACCGGGAGAUCCAGAGGCUGCUGCAGCGGGUGGAGGAGGAGUGCCGGCAGUUCGACCAGGAGGAGGAGGAGAUGGGCGGGCAGCCACAGCUGCAGCUGCAGCUCCAGCUGCAGCAGCAGCAGCAGCUCCUGGAGCUGGAGCCUCCCCCCUCCCCUCCCCCCACGCCCCCCCCCGAGGAGCUGGGGGACGAGGAGUGCCUCUCCCUGUCCAUGCCCCUGCCCCCCCCGCCGGAGCCCCGGCUGGAGGACAUGGAGCCCGUGCAGGACCUGUUCGAGGACGACGACUACCUGGAGCAGGAGCUGGAGGCCAUGUCCCUGGGCCUGCCGCCGCCCGACUCCCACUCCAACACCUGCUCCAGCCUGCCCAUCAUCCACAGCCCGCCGCUGUCCCCCACGCACCCCGACCACGCCUACCUGUCCGGGGUGUCCCCCAUGGGGCAGCCGUACGAGUACCACCCCACCGCCUCCUCCAUGUCCUCGCCCACCCACUGCACCUACCAGUCCGCCUCGCCCUCCCUCUCGCCCACGCACCACAACUCCCACUACCGCCACAGCCCGCCGCACACCUCCCCGGUGCACCUGGCGUCCUACCGCUACAGCCCGCCGCUGGGGGGCGGCGGCGGCGGCGGCCAGGGCAUGGAGCACCAGAGCCCGCCGCCCUCGCCGCUGCGCCGCUCGGCUCAGUACCGGGUGAGCCCGCCGGCCGAGGGCGUGUGCCUGUACCGCUCGCAGUCGGGCUCCCCCGUGCGCUACCAGACGGAGCAGCAGCAGCCGCCCGGCCGGCCCAAGUCGCCGCUGUCCAAGCUGGGCAGCCAGCGGUCCUUCCAGCUCAGCUCGCAGCCCUCGCUGUCCUCCCAGCACCACCAGGCGCAGGGCCUGCGCCUGCAGCCCUCCAUCGCCCAGAUCGUGCGCACCAGCCAGCCCAACAGCGGCUACGUGGGCCAGAUGGGCCACAGCAUGGGCAGCCGCUACCCGGGCGGCGGCGGCGGCGGCGGCGAGAUGGAGAGCCGGCUGAUGUACCAGCCCUCCCUGGACGGGCGGCCCAUGGCGCAGGUGCAGGCCAGCCUGAGCGCCGGGGCCCUCUGUCAGCACGGGGGCCGAGGAGGGGUCAUGGAGCCCAACCUGUUGAAGGAAGAGCCGCCCCAGCGCCCCUCCUCUGCCUACCGCGCCAGCAGCGGGGGUCCCGGGGCCGCCCGCUACGGCCCCACGCCGCAGAUCAGCCGCAGCCAGUCGGCCGCCUACUACCCCGUGUCGGAGCACGCGCUGGAGCGCGCCAACGCCAUGCCCCAGUGCCAGCUGGAGUCCCCGGAGAUGGCGCACAUGGCGCGGCGGCCACUCAGCGCCAACCCCGCCGAGAUCAAGCCGCACGUGCCCACGCCCCGGCCCCUCAUCCACUCCCAGAGCGUGGGCCUGCGCUUCUCCCCGUCCAGCAACAACAUCGCCGCCGGCUCCCCCUGCAACCUGGCGCCGGGCUUCCGGCCGUCCUCGUCCAUCCAGGGCAUGGAGAUCUCCCUGCAGGCCACGUACGAGCGCGGCUGCGACGACGUCUCGCCCAACUCGCCCUCGCAGGGCGGCGGGGGGCUGUACCCGGGCGAGGCCACGCGCUCCCGCAACACGCCCUUCAUGGGCAUCAUCGACAAGACGGCGCGCACGCAGCAGCAGCAGCAGCAGCAGUACCUGCACCAGCCCUCCCGGCCCUGGGCCAUGACGUCCAUGGACUCGGCCAUCAGCCCCACCUCGCCCGGGCAGCUGGUGCAGCAGGGCUCCACUUACAGCCCGCCCACCUCGCUGGGCAACAUCGCCUACUACAACAAGACCAACAACGCCCAGAACGGCCACCUGCUGGAGGAAGACUACUACUCCCAGUCGCAGCCGUCCUCGCUGGGCAAGCUGGCCAACGGGUCGCGGGGCGGCGGCGGCGGCGGCGGCGGCGGGGACAUCCUGGAGCGCGUGAGCCAGGUGCCCACCUACCCGGACGUCAAGGUGGCCCGGACGCUGCCCGUGGCGCAGGCCUACCAGGACAACAUGUACCGCCAGCUCUCCCGGGACUCCCGGACCCAGGGCCCCAGCUCCCCCAUCAAACCAAAGAGACCCUUUGUGGAGUCCAACGUGUGACGGCCUCGUGUGCGUGUGUGUGUGUGUCGCCGGUGCGGGUCGGAGCGGACGGACGCACGGACGGGAGUGAGAGGAUCGCGAGCAAAAGA